ACCGCCUGCCUUUUCUCAUUUCUCAUUCCUUCGUUUGCUAGCUUCCCUUCUCCCUCCUGUCAGCUUGUAGCACAAAGCCAACAAAAGAAGUGACGACGCAGAAGAGAAGCAACACAGAGAGGUCAACCUAUAUAUAUAUAGGCCUUAAGGAGACACAGCACGUAGGGUCACUUUUUUUUUGUUGACACAGAGGUGCACGCGCGCUUACAAUAGGGACCUAUCUGAGCUUGCUCCUUACGUGCUUCUGCCGGCCAGCAUGGACGCCGCCGCGAGGGACGCGCAUAAUGGUCUGGAAUGGCGGGUGACGGUGCCAGAAGGCGCGACGGUGACGGUGGAGUACGAGGCCGGCCCGGCGGCCAGGGCGUGGGCAUGGCUGGCCUCCUGCGUGGCCAUGUUCGGAACCAAGGUGUCCGGCUUCGGCAAGAAGGCCUGGAAAAUUGGCGCGGAUGAUCCUCGGAAGGCGGUGCAUGGCCUCAAAGUAGGCCUGGCUCUCACCCUCGUCUCCGUCUUUUACUACACCAGGCCGCUGUACGAUGGCGUCGGCGGGGCUGCCAUGUGGGCCAUCAUGACAGUCGUCGUGAUCUUCGAGUACACUGUUGGUGGCAGCGUGUACAAGGGGUUCAACAGAGCCAUCGCGACGGCGAGCGCAGGCGUGAUCGCGCUCGGCGUGAACUGGGUGGCGAGCAAGUCUGGCGACAAGCUCGAGCCAGUCAUCACCUGUGGUUCCCUCUUUAUCCUUGCUGCGGCAGCUACCUUCUCACGGUUCAUACCGACGGUGAAGGCACGGUUCGACUAUGGCGUGACCAUCUUCAUCCUUACGUACAGUCUUGUGGCCGUGUCCGGGUACCGCGUGGACGAGCUGGCGGCGCUGGCGCAGCAGCGGCUAGUCACCAUCGCCAUCGGCAUUUUCAUCUGCCUCGCCGUCUGCGUGCUCAUCUGGCCCGUGUGGGCCGGCCAGGAGCUGCACCUCCUCGCCGUGCGCAACAUGGAGAAGCUUGCGGACGCCGUGGAGGGCUGCGUCGAGGACUACUUCUCCGACGCCGAUGCCGACGCCGCGAAGCGCGCGCGGGUGUCCAGCAGCAAGUCGGAGGGGUACAAGUGCGUGCUCAACUCCAAGGCGUCCGAGGACUCACAGGCCAACCUGGCGCGUUGGGAACCCGCGCACGGCAAGUUCGGCUUUCGCCACCCCUACGGCCAGUACGCCAAGCUCGGCGCCGCCAUGCGUCACUGCGCCUAUUGCGUGGAGACGCUCAACAGCUGCGUGGGUGCGGACGUCCAGGCCCCCGAGCACGUGAAGCGGCUCCUUGGGGACGUGUGCACGAGGCUCGGCGUGCAGUGCGGGCGGGUGCUCAGGGAGGCAUCCAGCUCCUUUGCCGAGAUGACGGUCUCACGGACGCUGGACUUCGUCGUGGCCGACAUGAACACGGCCGUGCACGAGCUGCAGGGUGACCUGCGUGAGCUCCCGGUCAGCCUGGCCAAGGAAUCAGCAGCCGGGUCGGCGUCGCUGAUCGAUGCCAUGCCGCUCUUCACCGUGGCGUCACUGCUGGUAGAGAUAUCCGCGAGGGUCGAGACCGUCGUGGACGCCGUCGACACCAUGGCCAGCCUCGCAAGCUUUAAGGACGAUGAUGCCGACGACAAAAAGGAAGAAACCGAGAUGAAAAUACACCCGUUGAACGAGUCGGAUUCCGACGAGCCACCUGAAAGAAAGACAACCAAGCCCCUUGCUGGACAGGCUUAAUCAUCUGGCAAAGCGCUCCAAACCAGCUGGACUUACAUUCUUGUUCAUAACGUUGUUUAUUAUUUGCCACGGACAGAAGACCUCAAAUCCGCGGCAUUCGGGGCGAAUAAAUUAACCGGUUUAUGAUCAUCGCAAAGUCGACAUAUAUACUGUAUACCUCUGUACAUAUGUUGAUACAAACACUAGUAUUUGACACGAUCAAACGAGCAAACAAAGUUGACGCUA
Molecule: messenger RNA, 1963 nt
Organism: Brachypodium distachyon (stiff brome)
Lineage: Eukaryota; Viridiplantae; Streptophyta; Magnoliopsida; Poales; Poaceae
Product: aluminum-activated malate transporter 10
Exons: 3
Coding region: 257-1738 (493 amino acids)
Biological process (GO): malate transport
Cellular component (GO): plant-type vacuole membrane
Source: RefSeq, a predicted model, not a curated record